CAACAUGCGACAUAAGUAAUUCAAUUUCUACCUUCUAAACUGUCGCCGGCCUUGUCUCUGUUUUCAUGACUUGCAUGCUCGAAAGAUACAAGAACACUUUGUGCACCAAGUUGCAUUCUUCUCGACCAAUCGAUUCAGAGAGACGUUUACGCCAGCGGUGCUCAUGAUUUGCGCAUAUUUAUGACAAGAUAGAUAUUCAACAGAGAGCAAAGGCACAAUGCGAGUUCCAAGCUGGCUGCUGCCGGCAGAACUGCUGCUGCUGGUCGGCAGUCUCCAUCUCCUUCCCAUAGCUGUGGAUGCAGCUUCUCAAUCCGUCAACAUCGGCUUGAAAGCCUCUUUCAGCUCCGCACCAUAUCUUGUGGAACUUCUUGAAACAGCUGCAGAGGAGAAUGAAGGAGUUUACUUUAAGAUCCUCGAUCGUAUCGCCAACGGAUACUUCCAAAGCGCCGCUUCGGACAAGGAAUACUACGAGAGAUUUAUACAGCUAUUAGAAGAGGAUGAACUUAUUACAGAUCCGGCGGCCUUGUCGUCCUUCGAGCUGGCGCUUGCAGUGCACAGUGCAGCCCCUCGGAUUGAGGCACAGUACCAAUACUACAAGACAUCCAUAGAGCCACUGCUUCAGAGGAGCGGUGCAAAGGACUGUAAGACUUGGCUAGAGUUUGCAGGUAAACAAUUCUGCGAACCUCAGCUAGAAAAAGAGGAUGCGACCAUUCAGGACCUUAACAUUAGAGGUUCUGGUGCUUUACCCUUCGACAGAUGGGAAAGGCAGAACAAGACGCUCCUACCAGCAACACUGUAUGCAGAUAUAUUGUCACCCGAUUUCGGUAAAUUCCAUACACUGAUGAGAGAUGCUGCGAAGGAGGGAAAGGUCCAAUACCGAGUUCGGCAUAAACCCUCCCAAACAGAAACUCAUGCUUUAGCAAUGAGUGGGUUUGGGGCGGAGUUGGCACUCAAGAAAACGGACUACAUCGUCAUAGACGACCGAGACAAGGACGUAAAGACGGAAGAAAAGGCUACGGAGCAGGAUCUGGAAGCGGCAGACGAGGAGAUUGCGGACCUGACACCCUUGUCGUCGUCUGAGCUAACAGAUCUUGCCAUGAAGACAGCAAGCUACAUUAUGACUAGCGAGUUCCCACUGAAGCGUCUUCUGAAAGUCACACAGGAUUUCCCUAAGUAUUCAUCCUUCCUCGCGUCGCAAGAGGUUUCAGCUCUCUUCAGAAAGGAGCACGUAGGCAAUCGGGAACUGCUUUUGCCUUCGGGUUUCAAUGUCAUCUGGCUCAACGGCCUUCAGUUUGACCCUCGAAAAGUCGAUGCUUUCUCCUUAAUAGACCAUAUGCGUCGAGAGCGCAAAUUGAUCGCCUCGUUUAAAGAUCUCGGUUUCACGAAUGCGGAAGCUAUCCAAUUACUUACUCACCCUGCCUUGGCAGAGAGCCAACAAGAUGCCGCCAACUCAGACAUAACACGAUAUGAUUGGCGCGAUGACAUAGAAGGCGGCGAUGUUAUCAUUUGGCUGAAUGACAUUGAGGCUGACAAAAGGUACGAAGACUGGCCAUCCAAUUUGAUGUCAUUCCUACAGCGUACAUAUCCAGGACAACUUCCCAUGGUACGACGUGACUUGCACAACAUGAUUCUGCCUGUUGAUUUCUCGGGCGCGAGAAGUGUUGGGCCGAUUGUACAGACCGUUCAGGAUUUCGUGAAGCGGGGUAUUCCAGUGCGCUUCGGGCUUGUACCCUUGAGUCACAGCGAGAGUGCUGCCAAGCAGGCAAAGGUGGUUUAUCAUAUUUAUGAGUAUUAUGGACUGAGUGCCCUGAUGCAGUACCUCGAGUCGGCCUUAACUGCAAACCAAUUUGGUGACCCUAAUGAGGGAAUAUUCCAAGCCGUUAUCGAGGACCGCAAAAUCAAAGCAGGAUUCGAACCACGAAGUUUACAGCACGUCCUUGAACCAGAUGACACCGAUGAGCGCGUAAGAAAGGCACAAAAGUACCUUGCCCGCCUCGGUGCUAAUUCAGAGUCUCCACCCCUUUUCAUUAAUGGUGUUCCAAUCAAGAACAAUGAUGAUUGGUUACAGUCAUUCAGCCAGCGCAUUUCAAUAGAUAUGCGUAUGGUGCAGAGAAAAGUUUGGGAGGGCGCCAUCGAUGAGGAAAUGUGGCUACCUGGCAUGUUUCUUGAGGAUGCAUCGCUAAAGCGGAACGCACUUGUGAUACCAGAAGACGAAAAGCAGAUCAGACUCGUGAGCCUGCUGAAGGCGUAUGAGGGCAAAAAUGCGGAUCUCGUCAAAAGCCUGCCCACAAUUUCUGCUUCAGAUGACACCCCAGCGGAGGACAAGAGUCAACUCGUCGUCAUCGGUGACUUCACUUCAGAACACGGGCUAAGACUCUUGAUGGAGGCGAUCGCUUUCCGACAGCAACAUGCAGACGUCGAAGUAGUUCUGCUUGACAACAAUGCGAACACAAAGAGUCGUCUAGGGCAUGUAAUUCAAGAGUUGCGUGUCGAUGAAUCGGGACUUCAAGAUUUUAGCGAAAAAUUGGCAGGCUUACUUUCAAGCGCUGAGCGCAUAGAUGCAGAUUAUCCUGUUCCAUGGGGAGACGUCACUCCGCUCAUUGAAAUAUUUGGUUUCACCACUGGGGAGGCGGGCUUGGUGCUCAACGGCAGAAAAGUCGGACCGAUUCCUUCAGAUGAGGUAUUUGCGAAGGACGAUUUCGAGGCUUUGUAUGCUUUUGAGCUCAAGAAAAGGAUUAUGCCUGCGAGGACAGCCAUUAAGCAUCUAAAUUUCGGCGAAAAAGUCGGGAAUGCUCUUAAUAACGCAAAACUGUUCUCCACUUUAGCGCUGUCGACCGUGUCGGAUAUCCCUGAAGGAAUCUUUGAACUCCCACCACCCAUUCGGACGAGAUUGUUCUACGACUGGAAUGCAACCAACACCGCAAUAACCGUAGGAGACAACAGCACCGCUACUAUUCAGAUUGUAGCUGCAAUUGAUCCCGCUGCUGAAAUUGCACAACAGUGGGUGCCAAUCUUGAAUGUUCUUUCGCAGCUUGACGGUGUUUACCUGCGCAUUUUCUUGAACCCAAUCGAGAAGCUUAAGGAGCUUCCUAUCAAACGGUUCUAUCGUUACGCCCUGAAUACAAAACCAACCUUCGAUGAGCGGGGCGAGGCGACCGCACUAGGCGUAAAGUUUGAAGGAAUUCCCAAAAAUGCACUUCUCACUGCUGGCUUGAACGUUCCACCGUCGUGGCUUGUUGCACCCACCGAUGCUGUUCACGAUCUAGAUAAUAUCAAAUUAAGUUCUCUAUCCGCGGGCACCAACAUAGAAGCUACGUAUACACUAGAGAACAUUCUCAUUGAAGGACAUUCUCGGGAUGUCACAACAGGGCUCGCUCCACGAGGUGCGCAACUCGCACUCUCGACGGCCAAGGAUCAGCAUUUUGCUGAUACACUUAUCAUGGCUAAUUUGGGAUACUUCCAAUUCAAGGCUAAUCCGGGUUAUUACAAUAUCUCUUUGCUCCCGGGUCUGAGCAAAAAGAUCUUCAACAUCGAUAGUGUUGGCGCUUUUGGCUAUGAUGCUCAGCCAGGUGAUGAAAGUACAGAAGUUACCCUCAUGAGCUUUUCUGGUGUGACGCUGUAUCCACGACUUUCGCGUAAACCGGGAAUGGAGGAGGAAGAUGUGCUUGGAACACCGAAAACUAGCGCCGCCGAUGUUGUUGCCGACGCUGCUGCAGAUCUCGUUUCCGACGUAGCUGGUAUGGUUGAUACUUUGCUGUCCAAGGUUGGCGUCAAGCUGCCACAUGCCGGUAAAUACUUUACCAAAGCCGUGGCAGGCGCCAGAGAAUACCUCUUCAAGACUAUGGCUAACUUAAGUCCUGUAGCUGAAGUCGUUACAACAUCUCCUCAUGCGGAUAUCAACAUUUUUUCCGUAGCAAGUGGACACUUGUAUGAACGCAUGCUGAAUAUAAUGAUGGUCAGCGUCAUGAAACACACAAAUCACACGGUCAAGUUCUGGUUUAUCGAGCAGUUCUUGUCAUCUUCUUUCAAGACAUUCCUGCCUACUUUGGCUGAAGAGUAUGGAUUCAAGUAUGAAAUGGUCACGUAUAAAUGGCCUCACUGGCUUCGGGCGCAGAAGGAAAAGCAACGCGAAAUCUGGGGCUACAAGAUCUUGUUCUUGGAUGUCCUUUUCCCUCUUGACUUGGACAAGGUCAUAUUUGUGGACGCCGAUCAGAUUGUCAGGACAGACAUGAUAGAACUGGUCAACAUCGACCUCAAAGGCGCACCGUACGGCUUUCCGCCCAUGGGUGACUCCAGGACUGAGAUGGAAGGCUUCCGCUUUUGGAAACAGGGCUACUGGAAAAAUUUCCUGAAGGGCUUGCCGUAUCACAUCUCUGCACUUUAUGUCGUGGAUCUCAAACGUUUCAGACAGAUUGCUGCAGGCGACAGACUUAGGCAACAGUACCAUCAGCUCUCGGCCGAUCCAGGUUCACUCUCGAACUUGGAUCAAGAUCUGCCCAAUAGUAUGCAGAUGGUCAUUCCUAUUUACACCUUGCCGAAAGAAUGGCUCUGGUGCGAAACUUGGUGUUCGGAUGAGGAUCUUGCAACUGCGAAGACGAUCGAUCUCUGCAACAAUCCGAUGACGAAGGAACCGAAGCUAGAUCGAGCUAGGAGGCAAAUUCCGGAGUGGACCGUGUACGAUGAGGAGAUUGCUGCUUUGGCGAGGAGGACAAAGGGAGAAGUGCCAAAAGGGGAUGAGCAGGAACGGUUACAGAAAGACGAAGAAGCUAAAGAGGGAAAGAGAGCUGGAAGCGCUCCAGAGCAUAAUGAGCUCUGAUUUCUCGGCCAUUAUCUCUUGUACCGAAGAGAGAAAUAAAACCCUGCGUCUAUGUACGAGUAUGUGAUUUUAGGGCAUGAUACGGCGUACUUCGGAUUUCGUUUAGAGCAUACAGAUUAAGUAUGUUGAGUCACUUGGAUUAUGGGUAGACUCGCCAUCAUGCACUGGGUGUUCUAUUCCAUGCUUUCAACGCUAGCAGAAGAGUCCAACUAACUUCGAACCGUC
Messenger RNA from Verruconis gallopava, 5041 nucleotides. RefSeq lists its product as uncharacterized. Bases 218 to 4816 code for a protein of 1532 amino acids. The transcript is spliced from 2 exons. The record is from RefSeq and is a predicted model, not a curated record. Gene Ontology annotation, cellular component: endoplasmic reticulum. Gene Ontology annotation, molecular function: UDP-glucose:glycoprotein glucosyltransferase activity. Lineage: Eukaryota; Fungi; Ascomycota; Dothideomycetes; Venturiales; Sympoventuriaceae.